Messenger RNA from Solanum pennellii, 1369 nucleotides. RefSeq names its product inositol-tetrakisphosphate 1-kinase 5-like. Gene Ontology annotation, cellular component: cytoplasm. Lineage: Eukaryota; Viridiplantae; Streptophyta; Magnoliopsida; Solanales; Solanaceae. The record is from RefSeq and is a predicted model, not a curated record. Gene Ontology annotation, molecular function: ATP binding; inositol-1,3,4-trisphosphate 6-kinase activity; magnesium ion binding. Bases 144 to 1097 code for a protein of 317 amino acids. Gene Ontology annotation, biological process: inositol trisphosphate metabolic process. The transcript has a single exon.
CCUGCCACGUGUCUUGAUACAAUUUUUAGCUCCCAAGAAACAAAAUCUCUUUACCCAAAAUUAGAAGUCAAAAAUCAAAAUCCCAUCUUCAAUAUUUUCUUGUUUUUCAUCUCUCUCAAUUCAAUUCGCUUUGAUAAACAGCUAUGUCUGAAAGGCGAUUUCGUUUUGGUUACGUACUUGCAUCGAAGAAAGUUUCAAGCUUUAUUCAAGAUUCACUCAUCAAUCAUGCCCAAGAAAAUGGUAUUGAUUUAGUGCCUAUCGAUCUUGACAAACCAUUAAUCGAACAAGGUCCUUUUGAUUGUAUAUUCCACAAGCUAUAUGGUCCAGAAUGGAGGAAGCAGUUAGAAGAAUUCGCGCUUCAGAACCCAACCGCCAUUAUAGUAGAUCCAAUCGACGCCAUUGAAAAGCUUCAUAAUCGGCUCACAAUGCUUGACGUCGUUAACGAAAUGAAAAUCGCCGGAGAUAGCGAAACUAUCGGAAUCCCUAUUCAGAUUUUCGUUGGAGAAAAUUCAGAAUCCCUUUUAGACGCUAUUACUAGUCAAGGGUUACAUUUCCCUGUCAUUGCUAAGCCGUUGAUUGCGAAUGGCUCUGCUGAUUCUCAUCAAAUGUCUUUGGUUUUGAAGCCGGAAGGGUUAGAAGGGCUGAAACCCCCAAUUGUUUUACAGGAAUUUGUGAAUCAUGGAGGCGUUAUUUUCAAGGUUUAUGUAGCUGGGGAGCAUGUUAAAUGUGUGAAAAGGAGGUCAUUGCCUGACAUUCCGGAGGAGAAAUUGGGGAUGUUAGAGAAUUUGAUAUCGUUUUCGCAGAUAUCUAAUUUAACUGCUCAAGAUCAGAAUGAUGAUACUUUUGCUGAACUGAUUGAGAAGGCGGUGAUGCCUCCGUCAAGAUUUGUGACAGAUGUUGCCAAUCAGUUGAGGGAUGCUUUGAAGUUGCAUCUUUUUAACUUUGAUAUGAUUAGAGAUGAAAAAGUUGGGAAUCGAUAUCUUGUUAUUGACAUCAAUUAUUUCCCUGGCUAUGCUAAAAUCCCAAACUAUGAGACUAUGAUGACUGCAUUUUUCCUAGAUAUUGCACGCGAGAAGCUAAACAACGAGUCUCGUUAGGCCUCUUAUCAGAUCAUUAUAGUGGUUAUACAGUUAGCUUUUUUACUGUUUUACCUCAGCUGAAGUAAAUGUGAAUCAAAAGAGGCUAACUGCUCUAAUUUCGUAAAACUGUAAGGUAAAAGUCUACUGAGUUUUGGAGCAAUUGAUGCGCUUCUCUUUCAUUCUCCUUCUUUCUUUAGUUUAGUUAAUGAGAUGUGGAAUAAUUUGGAACCGGAUGAUAAUACUUCUAAGUUUUAACUCUUCUGUUGAAUGAAGUUUUUAAUUUUGAGGAA